AUGAUCAAUAAUUGGGUGCGAGAUCUUCUGAAUGUCCCACGCGUUGAUCAAAGCAUGAACAACCUAGGCCUUCAUUUCCUGGACAUUCUUCACAGAACCUAUUGUGGCAUCACUCCGGAAGCAGCCGCCCCCCAGAAGCCGGCCAGCUGCUGCAGGCAGCAGCUGCUGCAGUGGGCUAGCAGCUGCUGCAGCCGAGCGGCUGGAGCGGCAACUGGACAGCGAUGCUUUGAGCCUCGCACGCCCUGUGCCGUUGAGCUGAACGAGGCAGGCAUCCAGUUCGAAAAAAGCAACACUCAAAGCAUCAACGGCCUUGACUUUGUAAACGGCGUGCUGAGCAUGCCACUGUUUAUGUUCCAUGAUCAAACGGAGGUGGAACUCCUCAACCUGAUGGCAUUUGAGUGGCUGCAUCCUGACGCCGAAUACAACGUGUGUUCCUACAUAUUCUUCUUGGACAAAAUUACCGAGUCAGAAAGAGAUGUGGCGCUUCUGAGAUCCAAACAACUCUUCGUAAACAUUAUAGGCAGCGACAAGGCGGUGGUGGAAAUGUUUAACACCCUCACCAAGUUAACACGGCUGCCGGACAAUGGCAGCAGGCUGGGCCACCUGCAAAGGGAUGUGAACACCCACUGCAAGAAGCGCCGGAACAAGUGGUGCGCCAUGUUCAUGAACAACUACUUAAGCAACCCCUGGGUGUUCAUCUCCCUCAUGGCUGCCGUCAUUCUGCUCAUUGCCACCAUCAUGCAGACCAUCUACACCGUCGUGCCGUUCUACACCAGAAAGGACUAG
Messenger RNA from Panicum virgatum (switchgrass), 786 nucleotides. Its product is annotated as UPF0481 protein At3g47200-like. The record is from RefSeq and is a predicted model, not a curated record. Bases 1 to 786 code for a protein of 261 amino acids. Lineage: Eukaryota; Viridiplantae; Streptophyta; Magnoliopsida; Poales; Poaceae. The transcript has a single exon.